This is a messenger RNA of Chlamydomonas reinhardtii, 3008 nucleotides long. RefSeq lists its product as uncharacterized. The transcript has 2 exons. The coding region runs from base 256 to 471 and encodes 71 amino acids. NCBI's taxonomy places the organism in Eukaryota, Viridiplantae, Chlorophyta, Chlorophyceae, Chlamydomonadales, Chlamydomonadaceae. The record is from RefSeq and is a predicted model, not a curated record.
CGUUAUGCCAGGUGCAAAAUGGACUUUACUUGGGCUGAUAUAUCAGCCAAAAUUAAACCGGCGUUUCCUAACACCGCGGACGAAGCAAUUGAAAUCUUUUCUGAGCAUGAAACCCCGUUGGGGCUUGUACUUAGCUUUGGCUGGGAUCGCGAAAAGCUGCUGGCCGGCUCGGAAGCCGCGCGCUUCACGGCGGUCGAGCAGGUGGUAGAGGUGCUGCUUCGGCCCACAAACGCGGACCCGAGGGUGGCCAAAGCAAUGAGGGGCGCUAUGAACAUUAUCAUGGCUGAGUUCCUGCGAGAUCCGCCUCCCCAAGAUGCGACUCCUUCGAACAUCAAGGCGGGGGCGGAGGGACCUCGCCCGGCACCGGGAGCCCCCAACCGCGCAGCGGGCUCCGGUUCCGCACAGCGGGUCAGCCAGCGAGGGCGCCGCUGGUCCCAACAGAAAGCGAUCCGGCGAGGAGAUUGGGCGUGAGCUGAAGCGCGCUAGGACAGGGAGCAUGCACUUCCAGUGCCUGGUGUGCAACAGCGUUAACAGAAUCAGUGAGAACAACAACAGCAACCUAGCCGAGAUCAGAAGUCACUGCGUGCGGGCAGUACAUCAACGUGGGAUGCAGGCGGCUAGACUGGGCUACAUCAUCGGCGUGCGACAUUCUCUUGAAUCCUUGCGUGAAACCGGUACCCAUACUACAGUGGAGACUGCCCAGCCCAAGCCGGUGAGUUUGGUUACGGUUAGGGCAAUCCCAAUCCCAUCUUGGCUGGACCACAACAUUCGAUCCUGUGCUUGGCCACAUUACAUCCUAUCUUGUGCAGGCAACUCCUGUCGAUCCAACUAUGAUCGAGUGCCCGCCCACUCCCGACGGCAUGCCGUCGGCGGGCUUGAAGAUGUGGCAAGCAUUUAAGCAAGUCAUCGACGAUUACAAGGCUGCGGCGCCGCACAUAGUUGCACAUACAUCCAAGACUCAGCCUUCCGAGCCCCUGGGUCUGCCUGCUGAUGUGAGUACCACGCCCGGCGCCUUUAGGCAUCUAGGUUCCACCUCGGCGGGUGUGGCUCCAGCUUCUGAGCGGUCGGGUCCUUUGGCUCCGAUUCCAAUUGUGUGGAGUCAAAGCAACAUGGGUCGAAGCGGGGAUGGUAACAAUGUUGCUAAGGGAUUCAAAGAAGGGGCCACAGGAGAAAGCAGCGUGGCUGGUGUUGCUGGUGUUGCUGGCUUUGGGGAAGGUGGGGAAGGUGGGGAUGGUGGGGAUGGUGGGGAUGGAGGGGAUGGUGGGGAUAGUGCGGAUGGGGAGGGCGGUGGGGACCGUGGGAAGGAUGGAGGGGAUGGUGGGGACCGUGGAGAUGGUGGGGGCAGUGCCCAAGGCGGGGGUGGUGCAGCCCAGGGCGGGGGCUGUGCCCAAGGCGUGGUGCCUAAGGUGUAGGUGGUGCUGCAGCUAGUGGAAUGCCUAAUGGAGGGCUCGUGGAAGGAUUAGAGUGGAAGCUAAGGCUUAGAGCAUGUGAACUAUGUGAACAUGGCUAGUGAGCUGACCAGUUGCCUCCAAUGCUUGCUUGUAGUUGGGUGAAUGCCCUUGCUGUGGCAAGGCCCCACAUCAACCUCUGUGCUGCUGCGGAGAUCCUCCCAUCCAAGUAACCUCAAGUAAGGACUGGAAAAUGGUGAAGGAGCGGUGCCUCUUAUUUCCAUCCAAUUGGGUCCUGGGUAGACUACUGCUGGCCUGCUAUCGGUGUCACUGCGCCUUAAUUGCCAAAGAUCUCCAGCAACUUGACCCAGUAUACAGCUUCGAGGCGGAAUACAUGCUCGUCAGCUGCUUGAGACCCACCAGUUGUCCAGGGUUCUCCUGCCCAGCAUUGGCCGCCAGUCAUGUUUCUGGAUCCAUCAACGCUGAAACAUUCAGACGCUUAUGUGAACUCGAACCCAAUAUAAGACACUUUCCGCAACUACAAAGUCCAAUGAAAGACGGGGUUGCACAUCUGCCCGCGGACGGGCAAGGAGACGUACUACCACCCGUCGCGCAUCAGCCCGCAGCACGUUGCGCUGUGAACGGCUGAAGCGGAAAGCGCGGCCGUGGGAGCUGCGUGUACUGUGCUAGUGACGGCGUGCUUGGCCGUGGCGCUGGCUGUAUGCUGAGUAUGUGUGCGACGCGUGAUGCGUGGGGAAGUUUAGAAGCAUGGUUACGGGACCGGACAUGGGUUUCCGUGGGAGCCAUCGUGCAGUAGUUGGUAACGCCGGAUUGUGCGUGCCUGAGCCAUGUGCAGGACCAUAUGCGUGGCAGACACUGCAGACUUGCGGCAUGCAAGUACUGUGACGUAAUGACUGCGGUGAUAGCAGCAUGCGUGAUUAGCUGCGGGUUAUAUGCAGCGGUUGGUACUGCGGUUAAGCAGUGCUGUUGUCUACCAAGGGCGCGAGCGGCCUAGCUUGCCAAGGGUGUAGAUGUGUGUGCGAAGUGUGUGACUUGCGGAUUGAGCAAGCACGACGGUUAGGUCUUGUCCGACUAAACAAGCCUGGUAGCAUGUUUGCCGGUGUGCGCAACAUGAGAUUGAUUGAUUGAUGCGAUGCGGUAUAAGCAUGUGGGUAGGAUGAUGCAAUGGACAUGCGAGAUGCAGCGGAAAGCGUACGGUGAUUAAGACAUGCGAUUUAUUGACUGACCCAUCUAGCGUGAGACGGCUAGAGUCGCGUGGGAGCUACGUUAGCUGUGGAGGCAUGAGUAGUGCAGGAUGUGCGAAAUGAUUGACGUGUGUUCGUGCCGUCGACCACGUGGGAGUGUUGGAAAGUCGCCGGUAUGGUCGACUGUCACUCACACUAGUUACACGGGUUACACCGAACGUUAGGCAAUGCAGGAAGUAGCGUGCCUAGGAAAGUGAGGAUGAACGGGCAAUGCAACAGGUGCUGCGGGCGCAAGUAGCCGGGGAAGUUGCAUGCGGACGUUGCGCGAUCUAGGCGGGAUAUAAGCCGGCGUUGGCACGCCGGACUUACACCAGUCUUAUUCUACCUUACUGGGUCAAUGUAACAGUAUAACAUG